This is a messenger RNA of Erigeron canadensis, 2483 nucleotides long. Its product is annotated as probable inactive leucine-rich repeat receptor-like protein kinase At3g03770. The record is from RefSeq and is a predicted model, not a curated record. Lineage: Eukaryota; Viridiplantae; Streptophyta; Magnoliopsida; Asterales; Asteraceae. Gene Ontology annotation, molecular function: protein kinase activity; protein binding; ATP binding. The transcript is spliced from 7 exons. Bases 42 to 2360 code for a protein of 772 amino acids. Gene Ontology annotation, biological process: protein phosphorylation.
UUUCUUAGCUUAACUUUGAUCCAUUUUUCAAGAUUCUUGAAAUGGGCAUAUAUUAUUUCUUUCACAUAAUCAUUGUUGUAUGGCUUUUCUUGAUCUCAAACACAUAUGCAUUACAAACCACUCAAUCUAGAUAUCUUCUUCAGUUAAGACAACAUUUGGAAUAUCCAAUUCAGUUAAACAGUUGGGAAUACUAUUAUGGAGAUUUUUGCAACUUCCCUUCAAGUCUUCAUGUAAGUAUAAAAUGUGAAGACAAUUCUGUUACUGAACUCAAAAUAAUGGGAGAUAAGCUUCCAAAAGUCAGUCUUUUCAAUGGAUUUGCUCUGCAAAACCAAACGUUAUCCGAAACUUUCUCUAUCGAAUCGUUAGUCGUUACAUUGACAAGACUGACUACUUUAAAGGUUCUUAGUUUAGUAUCUUUAGGAAUUUGGGGUCAACUUCCUGAUAAAAUCCAUAGGCUUAGUUCACUUGAAGUCUUAGAUAUGAGCUCAAAUUUUAUGUUUGGUUCUGUCCCAAAUGAGAUUUCGAGAUUAAAAAAUCUUCGUACUUUGACCCUAGAUGCUAAUUUCUUGAAUGAAACCAUCCCUGACUGGUUUGAUUCAUUAUCUAACCUUACCAUUUUGAGUUUAAAGAAUAAUUACUUAAAGGGUCAUUUCCCUGCUUCAAUUUGCAAGGCUACAACCCUUACAGAUUUAGCACUUUCCCACAAUCAAAUUUCGGGUAAAUUACCUGAUUUAAGUACUUUAUCGAAUCUACAUUUACUAGAUUUAAGGGAAAAUCAUCUAGAUUCUGAACUUCCUUUGUUGCCUAAAGGAGUGAUCACAGUUCUAUUAAGUAACAACUCCUUUUCGGGCAACAUUCCUGAAGAGUUUGGGAAACUUAACCAAAUUCAUCAUGUUGACAUUUCAUUAAACUCAUUGGUAGGAACGCCACCGUCUGGUUUGUUUGUUUUGCCAAACAUUACUUAUCUGAAUCUAGCUGCAAAUAUGUUAAGCGGGUCACUUUCCAAUUCGAUCAAAUGUGGAAACAAACUUGGUUUUGUUGAUAUUUCUAGCAAUCAGUUUACGGGUAGGCUUCCUUCUUGUUUGGACGCAACUUCUAGUAACAAACGAGUUGUAAAGUUCACUGGAAAUUGCUUUUUUGUUGGUAAUGGAAGCCAUAAAGAAUCUGAUUGUAAAGAAGGAAGGAUGGUAAAGAAAACAUAUAUUUGGGGUAGAGCUUUGUGGGUCCUCAUUGUUGUAACUUGUUCCGGAAUCUUUUUAGCAUCAUUUGCGAUUCUCAUACUAAUAUACCGAAGAAGACGUCAUCCAAGAGAGACAGUUACGCUACAGCACACUGCACCGAAAGUCAGUAAGGAGAGUACACCAACAGGAACCUCUCCUGAAGUUAUUACUAAUGCUGGGAUUGUGUCUGAAGCAUCUGAGUUAGGAACACAAGUUGCCCCAUCGUGCCGAGUGUUUUCCAUUGAAGAUCUAGCAGAGGCGACAGACAAUUUUGAUCAGUCGGCAUUCCUGGGUGAGGGGUCCAUUGGGAAGCUUUACAAGGGAAGAUUAGAAAACGGAGGAUAUGUUGCAAUACGCUCACUUUCUUUGUUCAAACGAUACUCAAAACGAAACCUGAAAGUCAGAUUAGAUUUGAUCUCAAAGCUUCGCCAUCCACAUCUAGUUGGCUUCUUGGGUUACUGCAUACACGAUGGUGGAGGAGAAGAGUCAACUUCUAGCAGAAUCUUCCUCGUAUACGAGUACAUAUCUAAUGGAAAUUUUCGAGCUUUUCUCUCAGAUAGCAGGCUGGAAAGAGUUCUUAGGUGGCCAGACCGAUUAGCAGUUCUGAUAGGAGUUGCAAAAGCUAUACAUUAUCUGCAUACAGGAGUGAUCCCCGCUUCAUCAAGUAACCGUUUAAAGACAAACAACAUAUUGCUUGAUGAUUAUCAAAUUGCAAAGCUCAGCGAUUAUGGAAUGUCUGUCAUCACAGGAGAACUAGAACAGCUUGAGGCAAAGGGAUCAGAUGUACCUAAAUCAUGGCGUUUAAAAAAGAUGGCUGAUGAUGUAUAUGAUUUUGGAUUCAUAUUACUCGAAUCACUUGUAGGGCCAAUAGUAAGUGGCAAAGGCGAAUCAUUUCUGCUCAAUGAAAUGAAAUCUUUUGGAAGCCAAGACGGGAGACAAAGGAUUGUUGAUCCGGUGGUACUAACAACAUGCUCUCAAGAGUCUUUAUCGAUUGUGAUAUCAAUCACAAACAAAUGCAUAUCACCAGAACCAGCAAACCGGCCAUCGUUUGAGGACGUGCUUUGGAACUUGCAGUAUGCAGCUCAAGUACAGACCACGGCUGAUCUUGAUCAGAGAUCAGAAAGUGCUUCAAUGUGUUGAUUGUUUUAGACUUAGUUAGCUAGUCUUAGUUCACAUAACAAAAUUAAUGUUCAUUAUUUUAUUUUAGACUAAUACAGUUAUAAACCCAAAGUUGUUACAAAUUUACCACAUUACUUUCUUGCA